AUGCCGUCAUCGACUAUCAAACACACACAGUGGGAUAACUCAGAGACGAAUGAUUUGUCACAGCCUCCGACAUCAGAUUCAAAUAAAGCGUUGGUGGAUCCAGAGACGAACGAUUCGUCACAGCUUGCAACAACAGAUUCGAAUACUGAAGCGAAUACGCAGCAAACAAAUGGGUCAAUCGAGACCUUUACCGCAACGUCCGGAUCAGAAGCGAGCAAAGGAUCGGACGAGAAUGUGGUGACAACGCUAAUUCCAGAUUUUAAUAACGGUGAUAGCACACAGUGGAAUAACCCAGAGACGAAUGAUUUCAUACAGCCUCCGACAUCAGAUUUAAAUAAACAGUGGGUGAAUCCAGAGACGAACGAUUCGUCACAGCUUGCAACAACAGAUUCGAAUUCGGAAGCGAAUACGCAGCAAACAAAUGGAUCAAUCGAGACCUUUACUGCAACGUCCGGAUCGGAAUCGAGUAAAGGAUCGGACGAGGAUGUGGUGACAACGCCAAUUCCGGAUGUCAAUAACGGUGAUAGCACACAGUGGAAUAACUCAGAGGCGGAUGAUUUGGCACAGCCUCCGACAUCUGAUCCAAAUAAAGCGUUGGUGAAUCCAGAGACGAACGAUUCGUCACAGCUUGCAACAUUAGAUUCGAAUUCUGAAGCGAAUACGCAGCAAACAAAUGGGUCGACUGACACCUUCACCGCAACGUCUGGAUCGGAACCGAAGGCAAACAGAAUGUGA
Plasmopara halstedii is the source of this 735-nucleotide messenger RNA. RefSeq lists its product as uncharacterized. The transcript has 3 exons. The record is from RefSeq and is a predicted model, not a curated record. Bases 1 to 735 code for a protein of 244 amino acids. Lineage: Eukaryota; Oomycota; Peronosporomycetes; Peronosporales; Peronosporaceae.